This is a messenger RNA of Anguilla anguilla (European eel), 2615 nucleotides long. RefSeq names its product proline rich 15 like b (gene prr15lb). The transcript is spliced from 2 exons. The coding region runs from base 379 to 723 and encodes 114 amino acids. Lineage: Eukaryota; Metazoa; Chordata; Actinopteri; Anguilliformes; Anguillidae. The record is from RefSeq and is a predicted model, not a curated record.
GUGUCAGAGAGAGAGAGAGAGAGAGAGAGAGAGACAUGCACCUGUGGCCGAACACCUGACUCCUUUUGCAGAGUCAACACUGGCUGAACAGAGUAGUGAGAGAAAAGAAGAAAGGGAAAUGAAGAACGAAGAGUAGAUCAAAGGAAAAGAAGAGAGGUGAAGUAAGAAAAGAGGUAACACAGGCAGAAGUCUUGAGUGUUUUGGAGUGUUGAGCAGCGGCAUGACAAAGAUCAGGCAACAGACCAUUGGUGAUACAGUGGUCUAAAUUUUUUCUGGACGGUGACAGACAUACCCCUGUCUCUCUUCAGCACAGGACAGACCCUGUCAGGUUCAGCAUUAACCAGCAGGUCCAGCCCCCUUGUGACUUUCAGUCCAGCAAUGGCUGACCCCUCCCCUGGUUGGUGGAAGCUGACCUUCCUGCGCAAGAAGAAAUCUGAGUCUAAGGUGCUCUACGAGAUUCCACCGGAGCUGGGAAGCAACACUGGAAACAACACUGGAAACAAGGACUCCAGUGCCCCCCCAAAUGGCAACCCUGAGGACAGCCAGUUCAACGCACGGCUAGAGAAGAUUGUGGAUAAAACGGCAACCAAGGGCCGCCAUGUGAAAGUUUCACAUUCGGGCCGCUUUAAGGAGAAAAAGAAGAUCCGUGCCACCCUGGCUGAAAACCCCAACCUCUUCCCAGAGCAUACUCUGAGCAAUGAGAACCACAGGGCUGAAAAAUAGUGCACACACACACACACACAUAGGCAGUCAUCCUCUCUUUCACCUCUCCCCGUCACUUUCUCUCCAGGACAGACCCACCCAUACACACAGACAAAUAUAAAAACUGAAGAACAUGCUAAAUAUAAAUACACAUAUCAGUAUGUACACACCUAUUUCUAUUGAUAUGUCUGUUCAUUAAUUUAUAUACCUACAUACAUGUGUAUAUAUUGCAUAUAUGUAUGUACACACAGACAUACAUGAACACAUAUGAACGCACAUUCAUGGAAGAGUAAAGAAGACAAAUAACUCCUUACCAAACCAGGUAAUGUUAUGCAAAUGGGGAAAUCCCAUUUAACUACACCUGCCCACAUGUUCACAUGCACACUACACCUGAUAAAUCAUGGAUAUUAAGUUGUCCUCUGUCAACUGUGUGACAACACCCCGGGCUCUAAACAUUGCUCCAGCGCCAAACUCUUGUGCAAGCAUGGGCUGGAGAUAUUUACAUGUGAUGUACUGCACAUUUGCACAGAAGAGCAAGAGACUUCCAGUGUGGCAUGUGCUCAGUGGUGGUCUUUCUGUCUCUCCUCCACUGGAACUCUGAAUUCUGAAUGGACAUCUGACCCUCCAUUUCACAAACGAGUCCAUGAAACAGGAACAGGGCAAAUGCGCAGGUUAAUAAUUGAUACCGUUAGUCAUUGGAUGCAUGCGAGAGAGAAUUUGAAACCUAAUUUGUUUUUUCCAUGAUGCGGAUUAAAACAAACUUUAAAAUGACAAUCAUUUUCUUUAUAGUAUCAAUGGUGUUUUUCGUUUAUUUUUUAUUACUAUUAUUUUUUUUGCUUUCGUAGAAAGUGAGAUAAUUAUAUGACGAUUUCAAGCUGCAACAUGAUUCCGUUUAUGCUCUGUCCACCUGUUGCCAUGACUACUGACUAGAUAUGUGGCAAGUGCCCUAAGUGCACAGUGAGUGAAACUGUAUAUUGAAUGAUGCAAAAACAGGGAACCAAACAACAGUAAAACAAAACAGCAGUAACAAGAGCUGAGAUCAACAAACACACAUGAAGGUAAUGCCAUUGUUCUCUGAGCAUCAAUAUACACAUGAAUUAAAAAAAAAAAAAACAUCUACUGUAUUACCUUCUGUUUCACAUCAAACCAUCUUCCUAUGUAGAGUUGUGCAGAGCAGACAGUGUAUGCAACAAUUUAUGUAUCUUCAGAUUUAUACUUCUGUACUAGAUUAAGAAUUAGAAAGAAGUGGAUUACUGCUGGUACUGACGGGGUUCAUUAUUAAUCUGAAGUUUUUUAAUUGAUCAAUUUUAUACCACAUGAGAAAUGGCAUUUGGAUUGCAGGCAAAUUUCAACAUAAACUCCAACAUGUCUAUGCACCCUCUUAAUCUUGCACUACAGCCAAGGAGAUCAGGUAUAAUUAAAGCUAGAUUAACUGUAGAUUAAUUUUGCAUGUAUCUUGCAGGCUCUGAAGAUUUAUGGAUUCCAUUUAUGUAAAGAUGCAGUUAUGUAUUUAAAACACAUUAAAUGUCUCACUGUAAAUACUCAGAUAUUCUUUAGGUGAUGUGUAUUUUUGGUUAUUUCUGUUUGGGAUUGUAUGUUUUUGUUUUUUAGGUAUGGUAUGCCCUUUGCAAUGUCUUUAUUGUCUAGCAAGGUAAUUGUUCAGAGAUUGGCUUUGCUUAAAAUAUAAAAUACAAAUUCAACCAAUUUAGUUGAUUCAACUUUGUAGGCAAUGCUAGCUCAAUAACUAAUGUUCUUGUCAGCAAGUCAAAAUACUCUGCUCUCAGUGGUAUUUGUUGAUGUUGUUACCCAUUGCAAUUUUUUAAAAUUGUAUAUUCAGAAUGAUUUUGUAAAACAAAAACAAACAAAAAAACUAUUUUAUGUGUUUUAUAAAUAAAUACAGGAUUUUAUUGAAA